AUGGCAACAACAAUAGCAAAGCAAUACACGCGCCUCCUCACUCUCUGGCCAAAGGACGCCCUGCGCCCAAACCUGCCCUUCACUCGCGUAAUUGAGCACCGCAGCCAGCCUUUCGGUGUACAGCCCAUCACUCCGCCCUCCGACGACGCCCCCAAGUCACAGUCGCCAGCAGCCACAGCCACAGCUCCAGCCACUCCUUCACCCCCACCAAACCCCAAACUCGAACAGGCCCAAGUAAACGCCCUCUACUCGUUGCUCGAGAACAGAUACACCAUAAAGUAUGCCCUGUCACCAGCCAUGUUCAAGCCCACGUCCUCCCCCGACCACUACACAAAGCUGAUGGAAGAAAUCGACCGCGCCCCCAACAAGACGUGGUGGCAGUCCAAGGUCGACCAGUGGAAGAACAAGAUUCGAUGGUCAUGA
Messenger RNA from Bipolaris maydis ATCC 48331, 423 nucleotides. RefSeq lists its product as uncharacterized. Gene Ontology annotation, molecular function: ribosome binding. Gene Ontology annotation, cellular component: mitochondrion; Cbp3p-Cbp6 complex. NCBI's taxonomy places the organism in Eukaryota, Fungi, Ascomycota, Dothideomycetes, Pleosporales, Pleosporaceae. Gene Ontology annotation, biological process: mitochondrial respiratory chain complex III assembly. The record is from RefSeq and is a predicted model, not a curated record.